GUGGUGUGUCCGCUGGCGGCCGCCGUAGCGCGGUGGGGGUGGCGCUGCCAUGGCGGCCGGGCCGCCCGUGCUGCUGGGGCUGCGAGACGCUGCCAUGGCGGGUCCGUGCCGAGGCGGCGGGCAGGGCCCCCCCUGGGCCACCAACAAGCUGGGCGGCUCCGCGGACUGGGUGCCCGCCGUGCGGCCGGGCUGUCCCCGCUGCGGGGUGUGCGGGAGGGCGCUGGCGCACCUGGUGCAGGUGUACUGCCCGCUGGACGGGUCCCCCUUCCACCGCCUGGCCAACGUGUUCGCCUGCGCCUGGAAGGGCUGCUGGGGAGAACCCCACAGCUGGAAGGUGCUGCGCUCCCAGUGCUUGCAGGCACAACAACGGGAAACGCAAGAUUGCGGCGUGAAACAGAAACAAGAACCAAACUUUACUGCAAAGGAUUGGUGUGAUGAAGCAGAUGACUGGGGAGUCUGUGAUGGAGCAGAAUCUCCUGCGUGCUCCUCCCUUCAGCUGCUGGGCUUGAAUGAAGCUGUGAGCAGCUCCUCGUCCAGAGAGGUGGAGUGUGCAUCCCAGUUCCAACAGCUUUGCUUGUCUGAAGCCAUGGACACGUCAGGUUCCCUGCACACCCAUCCUCCAGCCAGCGAGGCAAUGGUAACAGAAACGUCUAGUCCAGCUCCUGUGUUCCAGCCCUUUUACAUUAGUGUUGUGGAUGAAGAAGACUACACUGGUUGCCUUGAUACAGAGCAUGCAGAUCAGCUGUUGAAGGAGUAUCAGCAGAGAGAGGGUGUUGAUUUGCAACAGCUGAUGUCAGAAAGUUUUGCCAAUGAGGGUGAUAAUGAAAAGUAUGAGAAGAGUCAGGUCAAAAGCAGGGACCACACGUUCCAUAAAUUUAUGAAAAGAAUAUCUGUGUGUCAUGAACAGAUUCUAAGAUACUCUUGGGGUGGCCAGCCUUUAUUUAUAACAAGUCCUCCAGCCAACAUUAACAAAGGGGUUCCAGCCUGCGGUAACUGUGGAAGCAACAGGAUAUUUGAAUUUCAACUCAUGCCGGCACUGGUCACCAUGCUCCAGAGCGACUCAGGUCUCUCAGUGGAAUUUGGAACUGCUAUAGUUUACACUUGUGAGAGAAGCUGUUGGCCAACAGAUCAUCAAACCCCUCUUGAAGAAUUUAUUUUUGUACAAGAAGACCCAGAUCAGAGACUAUUUAAAUAAAUUGUAUUUCUCUGCAUA
Molecule: messenger RNA, 1213 nt
Organism: Columba livia (rock pigeon)
Lineage: Eukaryota; Metazoa; Chordata; Aves; Columbiformes; Columbidae
Gene: PDCD2L
Product: programmed cell death 2 like
Exons: 7
Coding region: 50-1195 (381 amino acids)
Biological process (GO): apoptotic process
Cellular component (GO): cytoplasm
Source: RefSeq, a predicted model, not a curated record